ACCAGUAUACACCUUUUGGCCAACUUCAAGGAUCAGCUUAUGUGCUGUGGUGGACCACGAUCAGGUUCCAGUGGGCCCGAGAAGCAGGAAGGGAUGAUGGGAGAGCCACUCUUUCAACGGGAACUUAAAGAAUUGAUAUGGUGGGAUGGAGAAAAUGAGAAGAACAGUCAUCUAAAAAUCGCCAUCGGUGAAGUGAUGAAGAACAUUUGCUGGCUGAUUCUGAAACUCGUCCGUGUUGCGACUCUUGGCUGCACAUGGAUUUCUGUGGUACAGUGCACAGUUUUAAACGGCUGCCUAAAGUCAUGUGUAACUAACCUGGGCCGGCAGCUUGACAUUGGCGCGCCAUAUAACCUGAGUGGACCGUGCAUCCAAGGAUGUCAUUUUUGGAACUCUGUAGAUCAGGAAAAUUGUGCUUUAAAGUGUAACGAUACCUACGCCACUGUUUGUGAGCGAGAAUCCUGUGAGGUCGGCUGCAGCAGCGCGAAAGUUGCCUUCGAGGAGGAAGUGCUAGAAAAUGCAGAUUUCCCCACUGCACCCUUUGCUUCUUCCAUUGGAAGCCAUGCUGUGACCUUACGAUGGAAACCUGCCAACAUCUCUGGAGUAAAAUACAUCAUUCAGUGGAAAUACGCACAACUUCCUGGAAGCUGGACUUAUACUGAGGCGGUGUCCAAGCUCUCCUACGCCGUAGAGCCCCUGCACCCCUUCACGGAGUAUAUCUUCCGAGUGGUCUGGAUCUUCACAGCGCAGCUGCAGCUGUGCUCUCUGUCAAGUCCCAGUUACAGGACUCAUCCUGACGGAGUUCCUGAGACUGCUCCUUCCAUUAGAAAUAUCGAGAGCUCGAGUCCCGACACUGUGGAAGUCAGUUGGGCUCCACCCCAAUUCCCAGGAGGACCUAUUUUGGGUUAUAACUUAAGGCUGAUCAGCAAAAAUCAACAAUUAGAUGCAGGAACACAGAGAACCAGUUUCCAGUUUUACUCCACUCUACCAAAUACCACCUACAGGUUUUCCGUCGCGGCAGUAAAUGAAGUUGGUGAGGGGCCGGAAGCGGAAUCUAGUAUUACCACUUUAUCCUCAACAGUUCAAGAAGAGGAACAGUGGCUCUUUUUAUCCAGAAAAGCUUCUCUAAGAAAGAGAUCUUUAAAACAUUUAGUAGAUGAAGCACAUUGCCUCCAGUCAGAUGCUAUACACCAUAAUAUCAGAGGAAUAUCAGUUAAUGUCCACGAGCAAGUUGUUUAUUUCUCGGAAGGGUCUCUCAUAUGGAUGAAAGAGGCUGCCAACAUGUCUGAUGUGUCUGACCUGAGAAUUUUUUACAGAGGUUCAGGAUUAAUUUCUUCCAUCUCUGUUGACUGGCUUUAUCAGAGAAUGUAUUUCAUCAUGGAUGAACUGGUGUAUGUCUGUGAUUUAGGAAACUGCUCAAACGUUGAGGAAAUUACUCCUCCCUCAAUUACUGCACCUCAGAAAAUUGUGGCUGAUUCGUACAAUGGGUAUGUCUUUUAUCUCCUGAAAGAUGGCAUCUAUAGAGUGGAUCUCCCCGUGCCAUCUGGUCGGGACUCGGAAGCCCUGCGUAUUGUGGAGAGUUGCGUGUUAAAGGACUUUGCAGUGAAACCACAGUCCAAAAGAAUCAUUUACUUCAAUGACACCGCUCAUGUCUUCAUGUCAACGUUUCUGGACGGUUCUGCUUCCCAUCUUAUCCUAGCUCAUGUCUCCUUUGCUGAUGUGAAGAGCUUUGCUUGUGAAAACAAUGACUUCCUUGUCACAGAUGGCAAGGCUGUUUUCCAGCAGGACUCUCUGUCUUUUAAUGAGUUCAUCGUGGGAUGUGACCUGAGUCACAUAGAAGAGUUUGGAUUUGGUAACCUGGUCAUCUUCGGCUCCAACGUCCAGCCGCACCCGUUGCCGGGCCGCCCGCAGCAGCUCUCCGUGCUCUUUGGCUCCCACCAGGCCCUGGCUCAGUGGAAGCCCCCCGCCCUUGCCAUAGGAGCCAGCCCCUCUGCCUGGCAGAACUGGAUUUAUGAGGUGAAAGUAUCAAUGCAAGACUUUCCUGAAACCACUCAUGUUUUCUCGAACAUCAGUGGGACCAUGCUUCGUGUGCCCGAGCUGCAGAGCGCUACGAAAUACAUGGUUUCCGUGAGAGCCAGUUCUCCCAAGGGGCCGGGCCCUUGGUCAGAGCCGUCGGUGGGUACUACCCUGGUGCCAGCUUCAGAACCACCAUUUAUCAUGGCUGUGAAAGAAGAUGGUCUUUGGAGUAAGCCAUUGAAUAGCUUUGGCCCAGGAGAAUUCUUAUCCUCUGAUAUAGGAAAUGUGUCAGAUAUACAAAGGCAGUCUCUGUUGACAGGGCACACAGACAUCGUGACUCAUGUGAAGUUGUUGGUGAAUGACAUGGUGGUGGAUGCAGUUGGGGGUUUUCUCUAUUGGACCACAUUAUACUCAGUGGAAAGCACCAGGCUAAAUGGAGAAAGUUCCCUUAUACUACAGGCACAGCCUUGGAUUUCUGGGAAAAAGGUAAUUGCUCUAACUUUAGACCUUAGCGAUGGGCUCCUGUAUUGGUUGGUUCAAGACAGUCAAUGUAUUCACUUGUACGCAGCUGUUCUUCGGGGGCAGAGCUCUGGGGAGCCCCACAUCACAGAAUUUGCAGCCUGGAGUACUUCGGAAAUUUCCCAGAAUACACUGAUGUACUAUAGUGGUCGGCUUUUCUGGAUCAACGGCUUUAGGAUUAUCACAGCUCAGGAAAUAGGUCAGAGAGCCAGUGUCUCUGUUUUGGAACCAGCCAGAUUUAACCAGUUCACGAUUAUUCAGCCAUCCCUCAAGCCUCUGCCAGGCAACUUUUCCGUUACCCCCAAGGUUAUCCCAGAUACUGUGCAAGAAUCUUCAUUUAGGAUCGAAGGGAAUGCUUCAAGUUUUCAGAUCCUGUGGAAUGCUCCCCCAGCAGUGGAUUGGGGUGUAAUUUUCUACAGUGUGGAAUUCAGUUCUCAUUCUAAGCUUCUGGCUAGUGAACAACAGCUUUUACCUGUAUUUACUGUGGAAGGCCUGGAGCCCUACGCCUUCUUUAAUCUCUCUGUCACUCCUUAUACGUACUGGGGAAAAGGCCCCAAAACAUCUCUGUCACUUCGAGCACCUGAAACAGUUCCAUCGGCCCCACAGAACCCCAGGAUAUUUGUAUUGCCAAGUGGAAAAUACCAUAACCAGAAAGAAGUUGUGGUGGAAUUUCGAUGGAAUAAGCCUAAGCAUGAAAACGGUGUGUUAACAAGAUUUGAAAUUCUCUAUCGAAUAUCCAACCAGACAGACACAAAUGAAACAUUCGAAGACUGGAUCACUGUCAACGCAGCUCCCUCGGAGAUGUCUUUUCAGCUUGAAGGCAUGAGUCCUGGGUACACCAUCGCCUUCCAGGUUCGAGUCUUCACAUCCAAAGGACCUGGACCAUUUUCUGACAUAGUGAAGUCCAAAACAUCAGAAAUCAACCCAUUUCCGUACCUCAUAACUCUUUUUGACAGCAAGAUAGUUUUGUUAGAUAUGGAUCAAAAUCAGAUUGUAUGGACAUUUUCAACAGAAAGAGACAUCAAUAGCGUGGGCUACACAGCUGAUGACGGAAUGGGGUACUAUGCUCAAGGAGACUCACUCUGCCUUCUGAACAUGCACAACAGGUCCACUUCCGAGAUUUUCCGAGAUGCACUGGUUUUUGAUGUCACAAUUAUUGCAGUUGACUGGAUUUCAAGGCAUCUCUACUUUGUGCGAAAAGCAUCACAAAAUGGAAUGCAAAUAUUUGAUGUUGAUCUUGAACACAAGGUGAAAUACCCCAGAAAGCUGAAAAUUUGCAAUAGAAAUUCAACAAUAGUCUCUUUUUCUGUAUAUCCUCUUUUAAGUCGCCUGUAUUGGACAGAAGUUUCCGAUUUUGGCUCUCAGAUGUUCUACUACAGUAUUAUCAACGAGACCUUGAGUCACAUUCUUCCACCCAUAGCCACAAACCAUUCAAAUGGAAGGAGACAGUGUUUUUGUGGUGUUACUCAAUUCGAGUUUAAUGGAACAAUGACGGUUGAUACCUCUGACCUGAAGAAACCACAGAUAUACUUUGUCAAAGGGCAAGAGAUCUGGGCCAUGGAUCUGGAAGGAUGUCAGUGUUGGCAAGUUAUCAUUCUGCCUGCAGGAAAAACACUUGAAAGCUUAACUGUGGAUGGGGAAUUUCUGUACUGGAUCUUCUCCGCAAAGGACAGCACACAGAUUUAUCAAGCAAAGAAAAGCAAUGGGGCCAUCCUCUCUCAGGUGAAGGCCCAAAGGAGUAAGCGUAUAUUGGCUUACAGUUCGGCUCUGCAGCCUUUUCCGGAUAAAGCAUUACUGCGUCUAGCUUCAGAUAUAGCAGAGCCAAUUAUACUUAACACCACUAACACCAGCCUCACAAUCAGAUUGCCGCCCACCAGGACCAACCUCUCAUGGCCCGGCUUCACCAGCCCUACUCCAACAUACCUGGUUUAUUACAAAGAAGUUAAUGGCAGGAAAACCAGCUCUGAGCUGAAAUAUAAAAUGCUGGAGUUUCAGGACAGUGUAGUCCUUAUUGACGGUUUACAACCAUUUUCAACGUAUGUGAUACAGACAGCUGUAAAGAAUUAUUACUCAGACCCUGUGGAACGGUUACCUCUGGGAAAAGAGAUUUGGGGAAAAACUAAAACUGGAGUGCCCGAGGCAGUGAGGCUCAUUAACGCAACCGUGCAUUCAGACACCAGCCUCCUCGUGUCCUGGAGAGAAUCUCACAAGCCAAAUGGACCUAAAGAGUCCGUCCGCUAUCAGUUGGUAAUCUCGCAUCUGGCUCUCAUCCCAGAGACUCCUCUAAGACAAAGUGAAUAUCCAAAUGGAAGACUUGCUCUCCUUGUCACUAGAUUGUCCGGUGGAAAGCUCUAUGUAUUAAAGGUUCUGGCCUGCCAUGCUGAGGAGCUGUGGUGUGCUGAGAGUCAUCCUGUCACUGUCCACAUGUUUGACACACCAGAGAGACCGUUUUCUUUGGUCCCAGGGAACACCAGCUUGCAGUUAGAUUGGAAGGCUCCGUCUGAUGUUCACCUCAUCAGAUUUUGGUUUGAACUCCAGAAGGGGAAGGACAAUGAGUUUUCCCGUGUUAACACUUCGUGCGUCCACGGCCCGGCUUACGUCUGUAACAUCACAGACCUGCAGGCUUACACGCGCUAUGCCGUCCGCGUGGUGGUGGUUUAUAGGACAGGAGAAAACAGCACCUCACUCCCCGAAAGCUUUAAGACACAAGCUGGAGUCCCAAGUAAACCAGGCAUUCCAAAAGUAUUAGAAGGGAGCAAAGAUUCAAUACAGUGGGAAAAAGCUGAAGAUAACGGAAGCCGGCUUCUGUACUAUGUCCUUGAGAUCAGAACAGGAAUUUCAAAUGAUUCACAGAACCAGAAUUUAAAGUGGAAGAUGGCAUUUAAUGGAUCUUGCAGUAGUAUUUGCACAUGGAAGUCCAAAAACCUGAAAGGAACCUUUCAGUUCAGAGUAGUAGCUGCAAAUAAUCUGGGAUUUGGUGACUAUAGUGGAAUCAGUGAGAAUAUUAUAUUAGUUGGAGAUGGUUUUUGGAUACCAGAAACAAGCUUUGUACUUACGAUUAUAAUUGGAAUAUUUCUGGUUGUUACAAUCCCAGUGGUUUUUGUCUGGCACAGAAAAUUAAAGAAUCAAAAAACUCCCAAGGAAGGGCUGACGGGUCUCAUCAACGAAGACAAAGAGCUGGCUGAGCUUCGCGGUCUGGCCGUGGGAGUAGGGCUGGCUAAUGCCUGCUAUGCCGUACAUACUCUUCCAACCCAAGAGGAGAUUGAAAGACUGCCUGCCUUCCCUCGGGAAAAACUGACUCUGCGCCUCUUGUUGGGAAGUGGGGCCUUUGGAGAAGUGUAUGAAGGGACAGCAGUAGACAUCUUAGGAGCUGGAAGCGGAGAAACCAAAGUAGCAGUGAAGACUUUGAAGAAGGGCUCCACAGACCAGGAGAAGAUUGAAUUCCUAAAAGAGGCACAUCUGAUGAGCAGGUUUAACCAUCCCAACAUUCUGAAGCAGCUUGGAGUUUGUCUGCUGAAUGAGCCCCAGUACAUUAUCCUGGAACUGAUGGAAGGAGGAGACCUUCUCACCUAUUUGCGUAAAGCCCGGAUGACGACGUUUCACGGUCCUUUACUCACCUUGGCUGACCUUGUAGAUCUGUGUGUAGAUAUUUCAAAAGGUUGUGUCUACUUGGAGCAGAUGCACUUCAUUCACAGGGAUCUGGCAGCCCGGAAUUGCCUUGUGUCCAUGAAAGAUUAUACCAGUCCAUCACGGGUAGUGAAGAUUGGGGACUUUGGACUCGCGAGAGACAUCUAUAAAAAUGACUACUAUAGAAAGACAGGGGAAGGCCUACUCCCUGUUCGGUGGAUGGCUCCAGAAAGUUUGAUGGAUGGAAUCUUCACUACUCAGUCUGAUGUAUGGUCUUUUGGAAUUCUGAUUUGGGAGAUUUUAACUCUUGGUCAUCAGCCUUAUCCAACUCACUCCAACCUUGAUGUUUUAAACUAUGUGCAAACAGGAGGGAGACUGGAGCCACCGAGAAAUUGCCCUGAUGAUUUGUGGAAUCUGUUGACCCAGUGCUGGGCUCAAGAACCUGACCAAAGACCUACUUUCCACAAAAUUCAAGACCAGCUGGAGUUAUUCAGAAAUGUUUCCUUAAAUAGUAUUUCUCAAUGCAGAGAAGAAGCAGACCCCAGUGGAAUCAUAAAUGAAGGCUUUGAAGAUGAAGAUGGCGGUGUGAUCUGUUUGAAUUCAGGUGACGUUAUGCCAAUAGCCUUAACGGAAACCAAGAACCAAGAAGGGUUAAACUAUAUGGUACUUGCUACAGGAUGUAGCCAAGGCAAAGAAAAUUCUGAGGGUCCUCUAGGCUCCAAGGAAUCUGAAUCUUGUGGUCUGAGGAAAGAAGAGAAGCAACCACAUGCGGACAAAGAUGUCUGCCAAGAAAAACAAGUGGCUUACUGCCCUCCUGGCAAGACUGAAGGCCUGAACUAUGCCCGUCUCACUCACAGUGGAUAUAGAGAUGGGUCUGAUUAAUAGCUCUGUUUGGGAAAUGCGGAGUUGAGUUAAACACUCCCAUUAAGUAGUUACUGAAAGAAAACCCAAGUAGAAUGACAGAUGAGGUGGUAGUCUAUGCCUCCAAAUUAACACUUAAAAGUUCCUGAAUUCUGAAUUCUGAAUUCUUGGUUCCAAGAACCAAUUGAUUUCAGUUGUGACAAUCCCCAUAACAACUGCCUAACCUUCAGCAGAAUUCUCAAGUGAACCACUAGACAUUUGGAAAGCUUAGGAAGACUCAAGAAUCUGGAAGGAAACUGCCCACCCCCCUUGAGGCCCCUUUGUCUGUUGCCCACCCUUCAGUCUGGGCCGCACCAGAAGCACCUUGGUUAGAUGGUGAGAGACAACAUAGCUAUGUUCAGGGACCUGAAGGAGAGGGGUGAGAAGAAUGCUCAGGGGGCCGACUGAGCUACAGAUUACCCCCAAAGGG
Messenger RNA from Ailuropoda melanoleuca (giant panda), 7489 nucleotides. RefSeq names its product ROS proto-oncogene 1, receptor tyrosine kinase (gene ROS1). The record is from RefSeq and is a predicted model, not a curated record. The coding region runs from base 40 to 7041 and encodes 2333 amino acids. Gene Ontology annotation, cellular component: signaling receptor complex; plasma membrane. Gene Ontology annotation, molecular function: ATP binding; protein binding; transmembrane receptor protein tyrosine kinase activity. Gene Ontology annotation, biological process: regulation of TOR signaling; positive regulation of kinase activity; cell surface receptor protein tyrosine kinase signaling pathway. Lineage: Eukaryota; Metazoa; Chordata; Mammalia; Carnivora; Ursidae. The transcript is spliced from 45 exons.